UGGUCUUACCUCUUGAUCAACUUAUUGCACCAAGUACGAAUCGAAGAAAACUGCAAAUUCCAAGACCCCAAAAUAGGUUUGUAUUAGAUAGAAGGAAUUUAAAUGCAGUUAUUAAUAAAAGAAAUGUAAAAAGCAAUUUUAACUUUAUUUCAAAAGAAGCAGCCGAAAAUUGGUCAAAUGAAAGUAAUGAGAUUAAACAACUUUACGAACUAUUAGCAGAUUACACAAAGCAAGUCCAUAAUUUGGUGUAUCCCCAUUACAGUUAUAAGCCAAAGCAUAAGAAUUGUUUUAAAUUACAAUCAUUUCCUCAAGUUAAGGUUGGCUCUCGAAAAAAAAUUCAUGUUCACCCAGUUCUGUCUCCUCCUAUUUUUAAUGUUAAUAGAAAGUUAACAAACUAUGAUAAAAGUGUAUGG
This is a messenger RNA of Racocetra persica, 413 nucleotides long. The record is from the annotation of a GenBank genome assembly. NCBI's taxonomy places the organism in Eukaryota, Fungi, Glomeromycota, Glomeromycetes, Diversisporales, Gigasporaceae.